CCGAAAAGCCUUAGAAUCAGAACUGCCAUGGCACGCGCACUUGUGAUCAUCGCGGCAAUCGUGUUCGUCGGCGCCGCCGCCGGUGCCAACACCAAGGACAACACCGCCAUCGAGGUGCUCAAGCACGUCUACCAUGAGUGCGUGCAGUACGGAUCGCUGUCCUGCGUCAAGCCCAAGCUGCUGGCGUUCAUCAGCACGGCCGUCAAGCACGACAGCAUCCCCGUCACCAAGGACAUGGUCAUCGUCCGUCGCGACGGUGAACCCACCCCUACCGGUUCCCAGCUGCAGGCUGACCUGGACGAGCUGCCCCUGAACGCCGAGGAGCGCAAAGAAGCCCUGAGGGCCGUCGCCCUGGACCGCAUCGACGACUUCAUCGCCACCCACGACCUCAAGAUCCGCGUGCCCAAGGAAAUCGUCGGUCUGGCCAGCUACGUGCCCAAGUCCCUCAUCGACAUCCCCGCCGAGGUCACCGUGCCCCUGAGCAACGGACCUGCUCCCCAGGGACGUGGAUUUGUUAAGAAGGUGGUCAUUCCCUUCUUGCUCGGCUUGAAAUUCAAAGUCACCGCCCUGAUGCCCCUGGCCCUCGCCCUGAUCGCCCUCAAGACCUGGAAGGCCCUGACCCUGGGUCUGCUCUCCUUGGUCCUCUCCGCCGCCAUGGUCGUCUUCAAGUUCACCAAGCCCAAGGUGAUCAACUACGAUGUUUACCACUACCCCCAGCCCCACCUGAGCUACGAGCACCACCCCGUCCCCGAGCACCACGGCUGGGGCCGCGAGUUGCCCUACCAGGGAUGGACUCAGGAAUCAACAAUGGUGUUCGCCAAGUGCCUAAUCGUCGCCUGCCUGGCUUUCGGCGCCCUCGCCGUGCCGCUCAACGAGGAGGAGGACUUCCUUUCCGGACUGCAGAAGUAUGUCAAGGAAAGCGACGUCGAGGUCACCGUCCCCGAGGGCAUGAGCAUCCUCUCCGGCACCCAGUUCUCCUUCUCCCCCAGGAACAUCGACCAGGACGAGCUCUCCAUGACCGUCAAGCUGCCCGCCUCCGCUGAAGCCAAGUCCGUCGGCGAAGCUCGCAAGGGCAAGCUGAAGAAGAUCAUCAUCCCCAUCCUCGUCUUCGUCCUCCUGAAGGCUAUGACCCUGGUGCCCCUGGCCAUCGGCGUGCUCGGUCUGAAGGCCUGGAACGCCCUGCAGCUCAGCUUCUUCUCGUUCGUCAUCUCCGUGGCUCUUGCCAUCUUCCAGCUGUGCAAGAAGAUCGCCGCUGACGCCUCGCAGACCCAGGCUCACUACGCCACCUACGACGCCUACAACGCUCACUACGCCCGCAACCUCGAAGCUCAGGACCUCGCCUACCCCGCCCACAAGCAGGAAUAAGAUGGUCCAGCGUGGCUGAUUAAUUUAUUAAAUUAUUAUUAAGUAUUUAAAUCGAUUAUUGGCGGACACCGUGACGUGAUGACUCAGGACCAAGACGCGAGAACUCCUCUAGUCUGUGACCUCAACCCUCUGUGCUUCCCCCAGCUUGCUCCUCGGGUGCAACGACCUUCUCCCCUCUCCACUGUCUGUCCUCUUCAACGCAACUCUACACUCCAUCGACGAUUUCCUUCCGCUUCUACUUCCGACACACCGACCAAAUGACUGGAGACCAAAAAUUAAUUUGUUAAAUUUAUAUUUACGUUGAGCAAUAAAUGAUUUAAGUGAA
Messenger RNA from Cloeon dipterum, 1690 nucleotides. RefSeq lists its product as uncharacterized. The transcript has 8 exons. Bases 28 to 1365 code for a protein of 445 amino acids. The record is from RefSeq and is a predicted model, not a curated record. Gene Ontology annotation, cellular component: membrane. NCBI's taxonomy places the organism in Eukaryota, Metazoa, Arthropoda, Insecta, Ephemeroptera, Baetidae.